UAACCGAUGAAAAGUUAAUUAGAUUCAAUUUUUUUAUUUCGCAAAACAAUUAAACUUAAUCAUCUUUUCACCCGUAUCAUUGGAUUUGCUACUUAAUCACAAUACGAAAGACUUGAAACAAUUUACUUUUAAUCAUUCAACUAACAAGUUUAAUCAACUUUUUGAUUGUUCAAUAUUUUACACAAUUAGGCAAAAAUGAUUAGAUUACAAUUGAUUGUGAUGUUUUCCCUCGUAUCGGUGAUAAUUGCUUACCAAUCACCAUCAACGACUCCAACAAUUAACGGACCUCCUGAUGAUUUACUUGAAGAUUUACGGAAAAUUGCUGAAAAGAUUACCGGUGAUCCCGAUAAUUUGGACAAAUUAACCCAACAAUUAAAAGAGAUUUCGGUUAACAAUCAAAAUCUUGCAAAACUGAUUGAAAGUCAAAUGGUUACAUCGAAACCAAUCGCCAUUGAUUCUGGUAAAUUAACACCAGAAUCAACUCAAUCUGGUUCUAAUCCAUUGACAUCAAUUCAAAAUCCAUUCAACAAUGUCCUGGACUCAAUGAGUCAAUUGUUUACCAGAAUGAGAAAAGUUUUUGAACAAGUUCCGGUUCCGGCAAAUAGUAAUAUCAAUCCAUUGAAAGCCUUACAAGCAUUGGAAUCUCAAUUUCAAAGUCUCAUGAAUGGAUUCAGGAUCAAUAAUCCCCUGUUAGGAGGAGGAAGUGAUAAAACUGAUCAAAAAGUUGAAACCUCUACACCAUCAUCAUCAAAUUAACGACAAUUAACUAACCUUAAAUCAUGAAAUUAACAGUAAAAAAGAAUUGAAAUAAACCAAUGAAAUGUAACAAAAA
This is a messenger RNA of Panonychus citri (citrus red mite), 832 nucleotides long. RefSeq lists its product as uncharacterized. Lineage: Eukaryota; Metazoa; Arthropoda; Arachnida; Trombidiformes; Tetranychidae. Bases 196 to 756 code for a protein of 186 amino acids. The record is from RefSeq and is a predicted model, not a curated record. The transcript has 2 exons.